Sorex araneus (European shrew) is the source of this 2922-nucleotide messenger RNA. It is a transcript of the gene PDCD7, whose product is annotated as programmed cell death 7. Lineage: Eukaryota; Metazoa; Chordata; Mammalia; Eulipotyphla; Soricidae. The record is from RefSeq and is a predicted model, not a curated record. The transcript is spliced from 5 exons. The coding region runs from base 25 to 1425 and encodes 466 amino acids.
GCGUCGAGUCUCCCCGCGGCGGCCAUGGCCCUGCCGCCCUUUUUCCCCCCGGGCCGCGCGGGCCCGCCGCCCCCCGCCCCCUUCGGCUGCCCGCCGCCGCCGCUGCCCUCUCCGGCCUUCCCGCCGCCCCUCCCGCCGCGGCCCGCCCCGUUCCUGCAGCCCCCGUUGGCCCUGCAGCCCCCGCCCGCGGCCGAGGCGGCCCGCGGCGGCAGCGCCUUCUUCCCCGGGCCGCCCCCGCCGCUGCCGCCGCCGCCGCCGCCGCCGCCCCCGUGCCGGCCGCUCCCGGGCUGCGAGUCGGGCGAGCGCGCGCGGCCGCCCUGGGGCCCGCGCUGGCUGGAGGCGCCGCCGCCGCCGCCCGACGUGCUGGGCGACGCGGUCCUGCAGCGGCUCCGCGACCGCCAGUGGCUGGACGCGGUGUUCGGCGGCCCGCGGCGGGCGGGCGGCGCGGCGGCCCCGCGCGCGCCCCCGGGGCCGAGCCUGGGCGAGGUGCGCGCGCGCCUCCGCGGGGCGCUGGGCCUGGUGCGGCGGCUGCGCGAGCUGGCCCAGGCCCUGCGCGAGGCCGAGGCGGACGGCGCGGCCUGGGCGCGGCUGCACGCCGAGGCGGCGCCGCUGCGCGCCGAGCUGGCCGGGCGGCUGCAGCUGCUCACCCAGGCCGCCUACCUGGGCGAGGCGCGGCGGCGGCUGGAGCGGGUCCGGCGCCGCCGCCUGCGGCUCCGCGAGCGCGCCCGGGAGCGCGAGGCCGAGCGGGAGGCGGAGAGCGCGCGCGCCGCGGAGCGCGAGCAGGAGAUCGACCGCUGGCGGGUCAAGUGCGUGCAGGAGGUGGAGGAGAAGCAGCGGGAGCAGGAACUUAAAGCAGCUGCCGACGGCGUCUUGUCGGAGGUGAGGAAGAAGCAAGCAGACACCAAACGGAUGGUGGACAUUCUCCGGGCGCUGGAGAAGCUCAGGAAGCUCAGGAAAGAGGCUGCAGCGAGGAAAGGAGUUUGUCCGCCAGCUUCAGCCGAUGAGACCUUUGAGCACCAUCUUCAGCGACUGAGAAAACUUAUAAAGAAACGCUCUGAACUGUAUGAAGCUGAAGAGAGAGCCCUGAGAGUGAUGUUGGAAGGAGAGCGAGAGGAAGAGAGGAAAAGAGAAUUAGAAAAGAAGCAGCGGAAAGAGAAAGAGAAAUUUCUACUUCAGAAGCAAGAAAUUGAGUCCAAAUUAUUUGGGGAUCCAAGUGAAUUCCCACUCGCUCACCUCCUGCAGCCCUUCCGGCAGUAUUAUCUCCAAGCUGAGCACUCGCUGCCCGCGCUCAUCCAGAUAAGGCACGAUUGGGACCAGUACCUGGUGCCGUCGGAUCACCCCAAGGGUCACUCCGUUCCCCAAGGAUGGGUUCUUCCCCCGCUCCCCAGCAACGACGUCUGGGCAACCGCUGUUAAGCUGCAGUAGUGAAGAUGCUCGCGGAGUGUGUCUGGCCCAGCUCCUGCUGCUGCAUCUUGGCUGUGGACUGAGUGGCCUCAGCGGUGGCUCGGAAGCCACUUGGGUGCCUGCUGUGCGGAGGCGGUGAACUGGGGGACCUGCCGUCAGCUCUGAGUAGAAGCCUUGGUUCGCCAAAGCGGCCUCUGUUUUGAGGGGCUGACUUGAGACCAACCUACUCUUUAUGCAGUGUGUGAUGCUGGUCAGUGCACGGAGUACACCACACACAGCACCUCGCAGCUUUCCAGCACUGAGUGUGAAAGCAGCCCGGCUGCAGAAACUUUGUCCUUUCUGCCAGAGAACCCCCUCACGUCCAGGAAGAAUCACCAGAAACACUUGUGUGUUUGGGAGCCACACCUGGCGUUGCUAAGGGGCUACUCUGCCAAACAGUGCCUGUGCCCGACUGAGCUGGCCUCCUGCGUGCGAAGCCAGUACCCCGUCCACGGAGCUCUGUCUGGCCCUCAGAAGCAUUGCCUGUGCCAGAGGCAGGACUGUGUUGAGGGCACUUGCCUUACAAGUGGCUGACCUGGGUUCAAUCUUCCAUGUCCCAUAUGGUCCCCUAAGCACUGCCAGAAGUGAUCGCUGAGCACAGAGCUAGGAGUAAGCCCUGAGCACCGCUGAUGUGUGAUGCCCGCAAAAGAGAGGGGAAAAAAAACCUUCUCUUUAAUUUUGUUAAUCUCACUUUUGGUGCAGUUUGAAAGUGUCGGUUGGGCUUGCAGGACACUGCUGGCCUUGACUGGUGGCUGUGGGAAACGCUGGAACAUGGAGAGCACCUGCAGCCAUGGGGUGGGUGGGUGGGUCGGAGUGGAUGGUGACAUUCCUCUUUUUACUUAGGAGGACCUUAAGGAAAGCACCUUUUGGCAGGUGGCUUGGGCCAUGCCUGGACUCAAGCCACUCACUCGGAAUGUGCUCGGACUAGCUUUUCCCAUGCCCAGUCACCUUCAUGCAAGGCAGUACUUAACCCUGCACUGUGUCUUGGCCCUGAAAGCACCUCUUCGUAAAAUUUCUAACAGUUGAGACUCCCAGGAAGGAAAUUUAUUUCCUUAGAGGGAUGGAACCUUGACCUGUAUCAGUCAUGUGAUGCCUUGGGGUCUGUAGAAAUUUCUUAGGAACCCCCAAAAUGGGUAUGUCAUGAAAGUAAGGUGGAAACCGAUGAAAAUAGAUUAAUUUUUAAAUAUUCUUUAUUUUUUUAAUUUUAAUUUAAUUUUUUUUCUUUUUGGGUUAUACCCAGUGAUGCUCAGGGGAUACCCCUGGCUCUGCACUCAAAUUAUUCCUGGUGGUAUUCGGGUGACCUUAUGGGAUGCCAGGGAUCAAACCCAGGUUGGCUACUCCAGCCCCUUUUUAUAUUUUUUAAUAAAUGCUAUUGUACCUGGAGAUGUUCAUAUGUCUGAGUUUUGUUUUGCUUGCUUGUCAUUUAUUGUGUUAUUUAAAUAAUAUUUAAAUUAAAUUAUUUAAAUAUUUAAAAUUUCA